Messenger RNA from Aureobasidium melanogenum CBS 110374, 1245 nucleotides. RefSeq names its product phosphatidylserine decarboxylase proenzyme. The record is from RefSeq and is a predicted model, not a curated record. Gene Ontology annotation, biological process: phosphatidylethanolamine biosynthetic process. Gene Ontology annotation, cellular component: mitochondrion. The transcript has a single exon. Lineage: Eukaryota; Fungi; Ascomycota; Dothideomycetes; Dothideales; Saccotheciaceae. Gene Ontology annotation, molecular function: phosphatidylserine decarboxylase activity. Bases 1 to 1245 code for a protein of 414 amino acids.
AUGUCUACUCUGCCGCUCAAGGCCAUGUCUCGUCUCUGGGGCCGCUUCAACGAGCUCGAGAUCCCAUACUACCUCCGCGUGCCAGGCUUCAAGCUGUACGGUUGGAUCUUUGGCGUCAACUUUGACGAGAUCAAUGAGCCCGAUCUCCACGUCUUUCCCAACCUAGCCUCUUUCUUCUACCGCACACUCAAGCCUGGCGUCCGUCCUCUGGAUCCCAACCCCAAUGCUCUCCUUAGCCCUGCAGACGGCAAAGUCAUCCAGUUCGGUACCAUCGAUAACGGCGAGGUCGAACAAGUGAAAGGCGUCACCUACUCUCUCGACGCUCUCCUUGGCUCGCAAAAGCCCACUCGCGCUACUCCGAACCCACAACCCAGCAAAGAUCGCUCCAAGUCGGCAGACCAAGAGAUCAUUCGCGCAGAUGAGGAAUUUGCCCAGGUGAAUGGCAUCUCCUACACCCUACCAAACCUAUUCUCCGGUCCCGAAAGCAAAGACACUCCCAAGACUGCCGCUGAGGAUCAAUCCACACCUGCAAGAGCUAGUUCCGAACAAGAAGUCCGCGACACGCUCGCUCUAGGCGACGGCGGCGGCGCACAAGACAGCUGGUGGCAACCCGUCUCGACCGCUGCGAGACCCACAGCCCUUUACUACGCAGUCAUCUACCUUGCUCCUGGAGACUACCACCGUUUCCACUCUCCUGCCUCCUGGGUUGUCGAGUCCCGCCGUCACUUUGCUGGUGAACUCUACUCUGUAUCCCCCUACCUUCAACGCACCCUACCCGGUCUCUUCACUUUGAACGAACGCGUUGUCCUUCUCGGCCGCUGGCGCUACGGCUUCUUUUCCUACACUCCCGUCGGCGCCACUAACGUCGGCUCCAUCAAGAUCAACUUCGACAAGGAACUACGCACAAACUCGCUGACCACGGAUACCGCCGCCGAUCGUGCAGCAGCCGCCGCAGCAGCAAACAACCAGCCAUACUCUGGAUUCGCAGAAGCCACUUAUGCCAAUGCUUCUCCUCUCUUGCACGGCCACCCCGUAAAGCGUGGUGAGGAAAUGGGUGGUUUCCAAUUGGGCAGUACCAUUGUGCUGGUCUUUGAGGCUCCCAAAGGUAGAAGACCUUCCUUUGACGAAGGAUGGGGUGAGACUUCUGGCACAUCAGAAGACAGAAAAGGUGGUUGGAAGUGGAAUAUCAAGCCUGGACAGUACGUAAAGGUUGGCCAGGCUAUUGGCUGGGUUCGCGAUGAAUGA